Molecule: messenger RNA, 904 nt
Organism: Trachemys scripta elegans
Lineage: Eukaryota; Metazoa; Chordata; Testudines; Emydidae
Product: bifunctional epoxide hydrolase 2-like
Exons: 7
Coding region: 112-573 (153 amino acids)
Biological process (GO): cholesterol homeostasis; phospholipid dephosphorylation
Cellular component (GO): peroxisome
Molecular function (GO): magnesium ion binding; lipid phosphatase activity
Source: RefSeq, a predicted model, not a curated record
GCACUCUGGGUCCUCUUUGGAGAGAGCUGUUGAAAGUGGCUGCUGCUGUUUCUCUUUCAGGGUGUUGCUGAGCUCGAGCUGGAGAAGGACCUGAGCAGGACGUUUAGGAUCAUGAUCCGAUCCAUCAGGAAGGAGGACGAGCUGCCUGUUCCACUCAACUUCGCCGACGUCCGGGAGCGAGGAGGGCUUCUGGCUGGCAUGCCAGAAGACCCACCUCCAAGCCAGAUCCUAGCGGGAGCGGAUCUCCAGUACUUCAUCCAGCAGUUUAAAAAGUCUGGCUUCAGGACACCAUUGAACUGGUACCGGAACAUGCGAGCCAACUGGCUGUGGAGCCUGUCUGCAAAAGACAGGAAGAUCCUGGUCCCGGCUUUGAUGGUUACAGCCGGGAAGGACUCUAUUCUCCAUCUGACUAAAGGCAUGGAGGAGUGGAUUCCCCAGCUGAGCCGGGGCCACAUUGAAGAGUGCGGACACUGGACGCAGAUGGAAAGGCCAGCUGCUCUGAAUAAGAUCCUCAUCAACUGGCUGGAGGAUGUUCACGACAAUUCUUUGCUGCAGAAGGUUUCAAAAAUCUGAGUUUGCCCUUGGAAGAUUUCAGCCUCCAACUUCCUGCUUGCAGUUUGUGUGUCGGUGUGGGCCCUGCCAGUACCACACACCUGAUAAGCUGGGUUUUGCCUCUGGGUUUUGGUUUUCAAGCUAGUCACUGGGAAAGGUGGGGUAGCCAGGGCUCAGCUAGCCACAUCAAGCCGGAUAACUGCCUUUCUUUGCACUGGCGUGGGAAUGCAAGCGUCUCAGCGAGGGAUUGUAGCAUCACGCUCUGAUUUGGGGCAGUUCUCCUGCAGGUGUUGUGAUGCAAGACUAGGGUGACCAGAUGUCCCGAUUUUAUAGGGACAGUCCCGCUUUUUGG